Messenger RNA from Setaria italica (foxtail millet), 1063 nucleotides. RefSeq lists its product as uncharacterized. The record is from RefSeq and is a predicted model, not a curated record. Bases 99 to 875 code for a protein of 258 amino acids. Lineage: Eukaryota; Viridiplantae; Streptophyta; Magnoliopsida; Poales; Poaceae. The transcript has 2 exons.
CAAUUUAGGUACCUUUUGGUAGAAGAGUUGUUCGUCGGCCACGUCUUCUAGAGAAUAAGGAUCAGGGAUUGCCGAAGAAAUAUAACUAGAAAAUAACCAUGAAGCAGUUCGAGGAUCUGCCAGCGAAGAUCACCCACCCUGCCGACCCGGCGCACGAGCUAAACCUCACCGACGGCGUGCCGUUCGUGUGCGACGGCUGCAAGGAGCCCGGCUGCGGGCCAAGGUACACGCACGACUACGGGAGCCACAGCUUCGACCUCCACACGUGCUGCGCCCUCGCCAAGGGCACGAUGAGGCAUCCCCUCUUCGGCGACCUCGCCUUCGAGUUCCGCACGAAGCCCCCGCCCCCCGUCGACGACACCAUCUGCGACGCCUGCGGCGAGGCGGCGCGCGGGUUCGUCUACCAUUGCAGCAAGAAGGGCGGCCUCGACCUGCACCCCUGCUGCGCGAGCCUGCCGGAACGCAUCCUCCAGGACAGCCGCGUCUUCGAGCUCCGCCGGGAGGCGUCGCGCUCGCGGCCGUGCGGCAUGUGCGGCGAGCAGAGCGGGCGCCGCCGCCGGUUCUGGGCGUACCGCUCCAACCUCGACGGCGAGGCCAUGGACAUCCACGUCGCGUGCAUGAAGGAAAUGGCUCGCUUGAGCUGGCAGGCGGCAUACCAGAACAGGGUUGGCGGCGGCCAGAUCGUCCAGGUGAGCGUGUCCGACAUGGACCGCAUGCUCCAGAGCUUUCCUGGGAACAGGGCCAGGAGGAGCGGGUUGGACAAGUUCGUCAAGAUCAUCGGCACCGUGGCGAGCAUCAUCAUCGCGGUGAUCUUCGGCAAUCCCGUGGCGAUGAUGGCUGCCAUAGCAGGGCCCGGUGGUCUUCUUCGGGGUUAAUCGAUCGAGAGCCACCAAAAAAUCAACGAGUGACAUUUUUUUAUUACCUUUUUGUGAGUUACUUGAUCAUGAACAGGUCUUUUGUAUUUCAUUCAUUUGAGGACUGGUUCAUUCAUGUCUAUUUUGGUGUAACCUUUUGUUAUUCAACCAUUAUUGAGUUGUAUGCACAGUAAAAAUUCGUACUUCUU